UUGCCAUAUUCACAGCUAUUUCGACUUGUGAAGGCACCUGACGAUGGUGUCUGUGACUCCAAUUUGUGGCGCAGUAGACCUCUUGCUCGGACAGAUGGUGUGCUCUCCAGCCGUCAUUCUUACAAUCGAAAAAGAAAGGCGAUCAAAGCGGAUACUUGCCUCCGGUAUCCCAGCGGGAGUAAUGACUUAUGCGGCGAUAGCUCAACAGCGGCAUCUCUCGGUAAUUUAGGGCCAAACGCUAAUUGGGAUCUACAAUCUUCCAGUCUUGACAAUGACUUGAGUGAUGACGUCAGUAGGAGGCAGUGUGCUGAGGAGUUCGAGUUUCGAUCAGGAAGGACAGCAUUUUGCCGAAUUUGUCAACUCCAUGUCAAAUCCACUUCAGACAAAUAUGUCACCUGCGACGUCCAAUAUACAGAUGCCCUAUUUGUGAUGUCUCUUCAACGUAUCACCUUUCGAACAUUCGAGUUCAUAUUAAGAAACUGUUUCGGAGAUCAUCAGAUUUUCCGGCGACAGGACCCAGAUGUGGUAGCUUGUCUAACUGAUAUGUUGAAUUGUGUCAGUAAUGGUUCAACAGCAUGCAUGACGAUGACAGAUUUUUGCUCUCGGAGCGAUGGCCAGGAAGAACGAGUUCCGCUUGCUGCGGCAGGUUCGAUUUUUAGUGAACCACCAGCAAUUUUGGCUCGAACGCACUCCCGAAACACGUGUCGGUUGUGUUUUGAGUCCAAUGUGAAGCAUCUGGAACGGCAUGUUUUACAGCAUCAUAUUAAACAGCCAAUGUUCUUGUGUCCCUGCUGUAAUUUUAGCAGCUGCUAUUCACCGACAUCGGUCAAAGACCAUAUUAAGACUCGCCAUAGUAUGUAUGAUCCCGUGCCUCUGGAUGUGAGGGAUGAGUACGCGGAGAUUAUCCAGACUGUUUAUAACCAGUGUUUUGUUGACGACAGCGCUGUGCUCGCCAGCAGGAUUGCUUUCAAACAGCAUCUUUUGCCUAUUGAAGACACCAUCGGUGACAUGAAGCGUAGGUUGCUAAAUUAUGGGAACUUACCGAAGGACUUGCUAGCGAAGAGAAAGUUAAAAAAGAAGUGUUGA
This is a messenger RNA of Cooperia oncophora, 1086 nucleotides long. The record is from the annotation of a GenBank genome assembly. NCBI's taxonomy places the organism in Eukaryota, Metazoa, Nematoda, Chromadorea, Rhabditida, Trichostrongylidae.